GACAGGAACGCAAUUAUCACCAACACACAUAAAGAAUUCUACAACAUCUUCGCCAUUUUUGCGCCAUUUUCUUGUUUCAAGAAACCACGCCAUAAGGGAAGUAAAGAAUAAAGUGCAAAGAAUAAAAUUUUAACUCCCUUUUUUUUCGAAAUUCAAACUAAUAAUUCUUGUGAACAAAAGUGAAUAAUUACUAAUUAAGAAUGUCUCACGGUGGAAGGAACGAAUGUAGAAUCUAUGUGGGAAAUUUACCUCCCGAUAUAAGAACCAAGGACAUUCAGGAUCUUUUUUAUAAGUUUGGUAAAGUGACAUUUGUUGACUUAAAGAAUAGAAGAGGGCCACCAUUUGCUUUUGUCGAAUUUGAAGAUUCAAGAGAUGCAGAAGAUGCGGUUCAUGCAAGAGAUGGUUAUGACUAUGACGGUUAUCGUCUUCGUGUAGAAUUUCCCCGUGGCGGUGGUCCAAGUAAUAAUUUCCGCGGUGGUCGUGGAGGUGGUGACAGUGGCCGUGGUGGUCGUGGCGAUAUGAAUAAUUCACGUGGCCGUGGACCACCAGCGCGUCGUUCUCAAUAUCGUGUUUUAGUCACUGGACUUCCUCCAUCGGGAAGUUGGCAAGAUUUAAAGGAUCAUAUGCGUGAAGCUGGCGAUGUUUGUUUCGCCGAUGUCUAUAAGGAUGGUACUGGUGUCGUUGAAUUUUUACGAUACGAAGACAUGAAGUACGCUGUAAAAAAACUCGAUGACUCUCGAUUCCGAUCUCAUGAGGGAGAAGUGGCUUAUAUUCGAGUAAAAGAGGAUCACACAGGUGGUGAUCGAGGACGUAGCGAAGAUCGAGAGCGAGGAAGGACACGUUCACGAAGUUAUAGUCCAAGACGUCGUGGUUCACCAACUUAUUCACCAUUACGACGUCAUACACGCUCUCGUUCACGUUCCAGAUCACGUUCUUACGACUAGUGUGUACGUAUAUAUUCCCCACCUGAUAAUACAACCAAUACUGAUUCAGA
This is a messenger RNA of Leptopilina boulardi, 994 nucleotides long. It is a transcript of the gene SF2, whose product is annotated as serine/arginine-rich splicing factor 1A. The transcript is spliced from 3 exons. The record is from RefSeq and is a predicted model, not a curated record. NCBI's taxonomy places the organism in Eukaryota, Metazoa, Arthropoda, Insecta, Hymenoptera, Figitidae. The coding region runs from base 201 to 944 and encodes 247 amino acids. Gene Ontology annotation, cellular component: nucleus; cytoplasm; ribonucleoprotein complex. Gene Ontology annotation, molecular function: mRNA binding.